This is a messenger RNA of Blepharisma stoltei, 2011 nucleotides long. The record is from the annotation of a GenBank genome assembly. NCBI's taxonomy places the organism in Eukaryota, Ciliophora, Heterotrichea, Heterotrichida, Blepharismidae.
AUGCAAAUAAAAUGUCAUUUAUUUAUAUAUAAUUCACUAGCUUAUCCCAAUUUAUAGCAAAAUUUUAAUUAAUUAUUAAUUGAAUUAAAUUUACAUUAUUUGAGUAAUAUUAGAUAUAAUAAUUUUAGUGCCAUUUCAUCUAUAAAAACCAAAACUUCACACCAAAAGAAUUCAUUUAUAAAAGCUAAGAGAUAUAAAAAAUAAACUUUUAAUUUUUUAAUAAAUUGUUGUCAGUAUGCUUCUUAUAUUUUUAAUAUAGGGGGAGUAAGCUAAAUAUCAAUAUUUCAUUCAAGAUAAUUUAAUAUGCCACCUAAAUAUUAAAAAAUUCAAUUAGGUAUACUAUUUAAGCCUGAUGCUACCUCAACCUAUUGUCUAUGAAAUUGUUUCAUAUCUUAGCUUACCUGAACUCUUUACAGUUACACAAGUGAACAAGUCCUUCAACAAAGCAGCUGAGACUCCUUCCCUUUGGAAAAGAGAGUUUCUAAGGAUCUGAAUCCAAGAUCAAGAUUUAAAAUCUGAGCUUGAAUUUAAUGUCCACGGAUUUUGGAAAUAUCUAUGCAUUAAAGGACUCAAAUCUCAAAUCAAUUGGAAAAACCUAUCAGGGAGCUUAUUUACAGACGCAGAAGUUUCGUUCCUUUAUGAUGAACUCCAAACUGCUUUGAAAUCUCCUCUAAUCCCUUGCAUAGCUUUUAGAAGGGACAUACAUUCAUUCCCUACAUUACUACAAGAUGUCUUUGGAAACCCUAUGGAUCAAUUUUCAGAGGAUAUGGACAUAGAUUACAUUAGCACAUUUGAAAAUUAUAUGAACUCAGCCGGGAGUUACUUAUGUGCUGAAAUUCAGAGUUUAUCAGAUUUAACCUUAUUAGCCGCCUCAAGAUGAAAUUUAGUAUCAGCUGAGGCCAUAUGUGAAGAUAGGCCAAGCAACAGUUCAGAGUCUACCUGCGAUACUGAUGAAGAAGUUUCAUGCAAAUUUUCUUAUAAAGGAACAAAAAGCCUUUUAUUACAAUUUUAUGCGUGCUUAAAAAAAUCAAUUGAGCUAUUCUGUGAAGGAGUUUCUUACAGUUUAUUAGAAAGCAAUGACAUAAUAAACGAAUAUGUGCAAACUUGGAAUAAUUUUUCAGCCUCAACUAAAAAUAUCAAUGAUUUAUUCAGCCCUUUGACAGAAAUGAUCAAUGAAGUGUAUGAUGCAAAAUUCGGAGAAAAUUGUGAAGCUCCAAGGCUGAAUUUGGUAAGAAUUAUGAUUGCUUGUUGGAGGAGGAUUGUUUUUGAAAGAGUCCAAGACAAAUUGAUUGACCAAAUUUUAAGGAUGAUUAAGCAAGAAAGGAUCUCAGUGAUUGAACAAAAAACAGAUUACAACGUGCUUGAUAGCUUAAAAGGCGUUGUGGAUGCAAUUAUGGAUAUUAGCUUAAAUGAACUUACAGUUUAUUUAAAAAAUCAUUCAAAACUGCAAUUAGAGGGCCCAUAUUUAGGACUUCAUGAAGCAAUUCUUUCAGCCUCAUAUGAAAAUUACUCAGAGUUAUCAUUAUCUACUUCUAACCUAGCCUUAUUUUUUGAAAAAGAGCACGAUCUUUUAUCAAAUUUCCUACCGAAUUCUACAUUAAUGCAACUAAACCAGCUUAAAAUCAAAAUUUUAAUUUCCAGCCUCCAAAACUCUUUAGUCCAAGAAUUCCAAAGUUUCAAGCCAAACCCAUUCCUAGCUUCCUCUCGGCACUAUUCCAAAGACUUUGCAGCCUUUUUAUAUCAAAUUGACUCCAACACACACAAAAUUUCAGCAUUCCUUGACUUUUGUACAAGUAACUUAAACCUAGCAAAAGAUUUAGAAAUGCUUGAAAUGCUAAACAAAGAACUAUACAAUGAACUUACAGUAGAAGAUGACUAUUUCAUAGAGCGAAGAGCAGAACUCGCAGGAGUUCCCACAAGCAUACAGCCAGAAAAGCUUUUGUUGUUCUCCACCUGCCGAGACCUAACAUAUCCUCAGUUGAAGAAUCUAUUAAAAGCCUGUACAGUUUAA